This is a messenger RNA of Pelodiscus sinensis (Chinese soft-shelled turtle), 2446 nucleotides long. The record is from RefSeq and is a predicted model, not a curated record. NCBI's taxonomy places the organism in Eukaryota, Metazoa, Chordata, Testudines, Trionychidae.
GGCAGCCUCCAGGGGGCGGGCCCCCAGCAUCUUGGGGGGGGCAGAAAGGGGGUUAACCCUCAACUCCCAGUGCAGGCCAGAAGAGAUCAGGUUGACCCCCAGCACCCAGAGGAGGACAGGAGAUGUGGGGUUAACCCCCAGCACCCAGUGGGAGACAGACAGGGGGUUAACCCCCAGCACCCAGAGGAGGACAAGAGAUGUGGGGUUAACCCCCAGCACCCAGUGGAGAGCAAAAGAUGUGGGAUUAACCCCCAGCACCCAGUGGGAAACAGACAGGGGGUUAACUCCCAGCACCCAGUGGAGAACAAAAGAUGUGGGGUUAACCCCCAGCACCCAGUGGGAGACAGACAGGGGAUUGACCCCCAGCACCCAGUGGAGGACAAAAGAUCUGGGGUUAACCCCCAGCACCCAGUGGGAGACAGACAGGGGGUUAACCCCUAGCACCCAGUGGAGAACAAGAGACGUGGGGUUAACCCCCAGUACCCAGAGAGGGGUAGAAAGGGAGCCAACCCCAAGCACUCAGUGGAGGAUAAAAGAUAUGGGUUUAAAGCCCAGCACGCAAUGGGAGACUGACAGGGGAUUAAACCCCAGCACCCAGUGGAAGACAACAGAUGGAAGUUUAACACCCAGCACCCAGUGGGGGACAGCAGCAACAGGAAUAGGGGGAUUAAUCCACAGGAUCCCAUGGAGAGCAGGGAGACAAGGGGGGUUAACAUCUACUAAUCAGUUGGCAAGGUCACCACUCAAGCAGGGGGCAGUAGGAAAAGGCAAAGGUUUGGAAUUCUAUCUUUCAUGGUUCCUGUACUUGGCCACACUGGUGCUGUUGAUGAUUUUCCUGGGAAUCCUGUGGGCGAAGAUGAUUGGGCCAAACUGGCUUCUGGGGACAGAAGAGAACAUUCAACAGUUAACUGUGGAUUGUGAGGCAAGGACAGAUGAUUUCUGUCAAGCUAAACAGAAGGAGCUUGUAAUGGCCGUGCUGUAUGAAUUGUAUAACUACCUGGCAAUACAAGCUGGUAGUUUUGAGUGUGGAAACCCUGAGAAGCUAAAAAGUAAAUGCAUUCUGGUUAGCGAAGCAAAGAAUUAUGUGGCGAAUGUAACGGGCAGUUCCCCAGAGAAGUUAGAAGAUGCCAUGCAAUGGAUAUUGGACAGUGACAAUGAUUUGGGGAUAUGGUUAAAAGGGGAAGACCCUUUGGAACCAGUUACCAGGAUAGACCAGGUGGUAUGCCUCGAAUCCACCCGUCCUCGGAUGGGGUUAGGCUGCCGUUUCCGCCGGGCACUAAUCACUGCCAUGAUGAACCUUUUCAUCUUCUUUUGGAAGGUCUCAUGGUGGGGGUUGGAAUCUAUGCUGAAAUAUGGCUGGGGGAAGAAGGAAGAAGAGGAGCAGGCCAUGUAUGAAAUGGUGAAGAAAAUCAUCGCUGUUGUCCAGGAUCACUACAAAGAGUGGGAACAAAGGUUGGAGCGAUACCCAUACGUAGGCAUCCUUCAUGUUCGAGACACCCUCAUCCCCCCCCAGAGCAGGAAAAAAAUGAAGCGGGUCUGGGACAGAGCUGUGGACUUCCUGGCUUCGAAUGAAUCACGGAUUCAGACGGAGUCACACCGGAUAGCAGGGGAGGAUAUGCUGGUGUGGAGAUGGACUCAGCCCUCUUACGUCUCCGAUUCAGAGCACUAACCAGGAGCAAAGGAGGAGCUGAUGGUUCAGUCUGUGCCAAGGGACAAUUCUCUUUGGAUGUGAGGAGGGGUGGACAGGAGUUCUAACUUUCUCAGUUGAGAAUCUCCUUUACUCCCUGGCCAUCUAUUUCUGAGAGACACUUAACAGAUUUUUUUUAGGGCAAUAAUCUUGGAUUGUGAAAAGCGGGACGUGAGCUAGAGGAGAAGCCAGAAGCAUACCAAAGCUAGCUGUCCAGUGAGUGUUUGAACUCCAUAAGUAAACAAACACAUAAUCACUCUUCAAUACCUAAAAGAAAGGGACAAGGGAACUCUUUGCCCAAGGGCUAGGAUGUUUAAGACUGACCUUUACUAUGGGAAGACCAAUAAGUGGUCUUACCCAUCGGCAAAUGUUUUUUAAAAGAAUUUCCCAUGGAAACAUCAGGAAUGGGAGUUAGGAACCAUUCAUUUUAAAAUGCUUUUUAGCUCACUAGCAUACCAAGAAUCAAACACUUAACCUGACGCUUCACAGAGGAGAUCUCUGGGUGUGUUUGUUUUAUGUGGGUGGGACUGAGAGAGGAUUGGGUCACGUGCCUUGAGAGAUUUGGGGUAUGAAGGGCUGGAGGCGAGGAGGUGAUCUCCUAUGCUUUGUAUGUCUGCUUUCACUGUGCUUUGUUAAAUACUGGGAAUGGUGGGGCAGGUGGAAAAUGACAGAAUAUAGGCGUUUAUAAGGAGCAUGCUCUUAGGGCUGCAUCCGAAAAUAACCACUCCAUUGUACAAAUAAAAAAAACCUGGGAAUGAA